Messenger RNA from Sipha flava (yellow sugarcane aphid), 1774 nucleotides. RefSeq names its product ubiquitin-conjugating enzyme E2Q-like protein CG4502. The transcript has 2 exons. Lineage: Eukaryota; Metazoa; Arthropoda; Insecta; Hemiptera; Aphididae. The record is from RefSeq and is a predicted model, not a curated record. Gene Ontology annotation, molecular function: cyclin-dependent protein serine/threonine kinase inhibitor activity. Gene Ontology annotation, biological process: regulation of cell cycle. Gene Ontology annotation, cellular component: nucleus. Bases 514 to 1188 code for a protein of 224 amino acids.
UGACGCCGCUUACACCCGGACCCGAUUUCAUUCUCUCACCGAUUGCCGUUCACGCAACUACCGUGUUGUUUCACUACGCUGCGUCGUUGUCAUCGUCGUCGUCCAUUUUGUGUGUGCUGUUGUCUAUGUAAUUCGUCGCAGUGUUUUAUCGUUUUCACCGCCGCAACUCUUUUGUCCGCGCUAUUUUGAUAUACCGCGAUAUCGAUUACAAACUCGGUUUUAUUUAAUUUUUUUUUUUUUAAACCUUUCAGUGAUUCGCGCGCGCGUUUACGGUUACUACGAUUAUUUUCGCGCCGUGCACGUUUGCCGUGUUAUCGUGUGCGUCGAUAAGUCGUACUCCAGUGCUGCUGCUUGCCGAAGAUCGAGUGGAAUAAACACCAGACACUUAUAUUCGCUUAUUCAAGAAGCGCUUGAACGAGAGGAAGCACUCGCUGCACCAAUCGUUUGCUUUGCCGGUUUAUUCGGUUCGUGAUAAAACGUUAUUUUUCUAAAACCCCACUACUCGUCAACAUCAUGACCGUUACGUUUGGCGUGACGGUGACGACCGACGGAGGCGGAGCCGUCAACUCUGCUAAUACCGUCAACGCCGUCGGCAACAACAACAACAACAACAACAUCAAUAAUAACAACACCAGCAACGGCAGGCGUGUGCUCAUGGCCAAAACCGAUUCGCUGAGCAACGUCAAUAACAACAACAACAACAACAACAAUAUUAACAACAACAACGGGUCGGCUGCGAACGUUUCGAUCACGGGCAAGGCGUCCGUGUUGAGCGUGAGACGCGUGCUGUUCGGCCCUCCGGCCGACCCGGCGGAGACGCGGGCGUGGCUGGACCGUCAACUGUGCGCGGCCACCGCGGCUGAUUCGCAGUCGUGGAACUUCGAUUUCGUCAACGAGCGCCCAUUACGCGACAGCCCGGCCGACCGUUAUGCGUGGGAACGCGUCUGUCCACCGCAGCGACGUGACCAAGUGUCUUCGGCUGCGGACUCGACGACGGCUCAACAACAAGAUUUCCGCAGGAGCGCCAGCAAGCCUCGACAGUCCAAACUCACAGAUUUCAUGGUUAAAACCAAGAAGAGACCAUUAAGCAUCACUGGAUCAUUGCGCUCUAAUAAAAUUGCGGACGAAGAGUUGGGUGCAUCCGCGAAUAAGAGAAGUCGCCGAUCGAUGGCGACGAUGGCUAUCUAAUCGAAUGAUGCACAGAGAGUAAAUAUAUUAUAAAAUAAGAAUAAAAUCCAAGUGCCCAAAAGUUUUUCUCAUUUUCGACUCAAAAUUUCGAGAUCUCCCAAAUAGAUAGUCUUAUAACUACUAUAUAUAUUGUCUUCUACAGGAUAUUCUUCUUGAAUAUGCUCUAAUAUAACAUUAUUUUAUGUGUGUAUAAUUUUUUUUUUCAAACCCAUCGUUAUUGUACAGGUGUUUUUAAAUUUUAAAAAUUUUAAAAAUAUGUAUUUUUUUAAACAAUUAAUAUUUAUACUGUUUUGUUUUUGAUCUCCUUCACGAAUAUUGUUCGAUUUUAUUCCGCCGCCUAUGCGCUGACCAAUGUUGUUAUUUUAUUUGUCAAUACAAAUUUAACGUAAAAUUCUAUUAGAAAAGUUUAUUUUUUUUCAAAAAUAAACUUUUAUCUAAUCAUAAUAUUGUUAAGCAUAGCUUAAUGCCUGUACGUUUAGUAUUAGCUCUAGAUUUUAAUGUUAACGUGCAAUUAUACAUUUAACUUUUUAAUUUUAGCUUGUUGAAAAAUUUAUAAAAAAAAGGUAAGAAAGCAUCACUAAAAAUU